This is a messenger RNA of Varanus komodoensis (Komodo dragon), 10713 nucleotides long. RefSeq names its product phosphodiesterase 4D (gene PDE4D). Gene Ontology annotation, cellular component: cytosol; nucleus; perinuclear region of cytoplasm. Gene Ontology annotation, biological process: signal transduction; cAMP catabolic process; regulation of cardiac muscle cell contraction. The coding region runs from base 76 to 921 and encodes 281 amino acids. Lineage: Eukaryota; Metazoa; Chordata; Lepidosauria; Squamata; Varanidae. Gene Ontology annotation, molecular function: 3',5'-cyclic-AMP phosphodiesterase activity; ATPase binding; transmembrane transporter binding. The record is from RefSeq and is a predicted model, not a curated record. The transcript is spliced from 8 exons.
UUUGCUGGCCUCUGAAUGGGCAGGACCUGGUGCGUCAUCAUAUAAAGCCUAUACCUGAUCAGCAUCUGCAGCAUCAUGAACAAGAACAUGAAUACAUUAUAUGUCAGGAGUAAAAGUGUGUCAGAGGAAACACUGUGCUCCCAUAAGGAAGAUGAAGGGGCUCUUCAGGGGAUGGACCAAUAUCGUGUCAGGAGACUCUCCUGUCGCAAUCUCCAGCUUCCCCCUUUGGCGUUCAGGCAGCUGGAGCAGGCAGAUUGGGACAGAAAAGGUGAUCCAGAGAUGGUGCCGAGGCCCACUAGUCUUCCACUGAGGACGCUCCCACUAAUUGCUAUCACAGCUGCAGAAUCUGUCAGUUUUGACGUCGACAAUGGCACCUCAUCGGGACGGAGUCCCUUGGAUCCCAUGACAAGCCCUGGAUCAGGGCUGAUUCUCCAGGCUAACUUCGUUCACAGUCAACGUAGGGAAUCCUUCCUCUACCGGUCUGAUAGUGACUAUGACCUCUCUCCAAAGUCCAUGUCUAGGAACUCCUCCAUUGCCAGUGACAUACAUGGCGAUGACUUGAUUGUGACACCAUUUGCUCAGGUGCUGGCCAGCUUACGUACUGUACGGAAUAAUUUUGCUGCGUUAACCAACCUUCAGGAUCGAGCACCCAGCAAACGGUCACCCAUGUGUAACCAACCAUCCAUCAACAAAGCAACCAUAACAGAGGAGGCCUACCAAAAACUGGCCAGCGAGACCCUGGAGGAGCUGGACUGGUGCCUGGACCAGCUGGAAACCUUGCAGACCAGGCACUCCGUCAGUGAAAUGGCCUCGAACAAGUUUAAAAUAAUGGGGGGGUCUUCACCUACCACCAAAAAGAAUAGAGAAUGCGCCAGGCACACCUCUUUAAAAAGCUCAUUCCAAAACGGGUGUCACAACUGAAGGGGCUCCCAGAGAAGGAACCCCAGAGAUAACCUCAGGGUUCAGGCGAUCCUUCAGAAAACCUAGUCCCAAGCGAUUUAGGGCUUUUAAUAUUAAUACUAGCGCUUUGAAUUGGGCCUGGACUUCUACUGGCAGCCAGUGUAGCUGGUAGAAGACUGGUCUAAUGUGUUCUCAUGAGCCAGUCUUCAUAAUCAUUCUUGCUGUCCUGUUUUGGAUUGGUUAAAGUGUUGUGAAAAUCACCUUUCAAACACAGAGGUUUGUGGUGUUAUCUAAUAUGCACCUUCUACAACCCUUUGCCCUCUAGAUGUGUUGGACUGCAGCUCCUACCUUCCUCCAGCCAGCCAUGUUGACCAAAACAUCUGAAGGGCACCAGGUUGAGGAAGGCUGAUAUAAAACAAUGCAUGCACCCACCUUUCCCUGGAUCACCAUGUGGUUUCAAUACUUUGGAUGUUUUGCAGGAUUGUAAUCAUAGAACUUGACCUGACUCUCUCUGAGAAGCAGAACUGUGCAUGUCCACAGUCUCCACAAUUAUUGCAAGGAAAUUUGGAGGGAGGAACAGAGGAAGGGUCUUGAGUCAGUGCUGCUUCUUAAGCAAAGGAAAAAGAGGAUGACCAUUCCAUGCUUGCCUCUUUGGUUCAGCCAGAGCAAGAAAAAGUAGUGCUUCCUUUGGCUGAAAUUUCUCCUUUGAGGUUUUAGCUUUUGCAUCAGGAAUGGUGUCAGUGCUAUUCAGGUGGGUCAGGAAAAAAAUAUAUACAAUGUGGAGAAAGAGGACAGGGAGGCAUUUUUCUUUUUAUCUCUUAUUACAUAAACUCAGUAUCAAGCCAUGAAGCUGAAUGGUAGGAGAUUCAGGACUGAUAAAAGGAAGUAUUUCACACAGCAUGCAUGCGAUUCUUUGUCUCAGGAAAAUUAAAGCCAGUGUAGUGCAGUAAAUCCAAUUUGGAUUACUUUAAAAGGGGAUUAGACAAACCCAUGGAGGGUAAGGCUCUUGGUGUGGGCAUUAGAGUGCUGGGCUGACAACUCCAUGAAACUCCCUGGAUGAGUUUGGGCCAGUCAUUCACUCUCAGCCUAGCCUUACCUCACAGGGUUGUUGUGAGGAUAAAAUGGAGCUAGGGAAGCCACCUUGGAUUCCUCACAAGAGAAGAAAAGGUGGAAUAAAAUGCACAAGAAGAAUAAGAAUAGUUAUGAUGGGUACAUAUUAUACCUGGCAUUGAAGGCAGUAUGCCUCUCUCUAGCACAGUGAUGGCAAACCUUUUAGAGACCGAGUGCCCAAACUGCAACCCAGAACCUACUUAUUUAUUGCAAAGUGUCAACACUGCAAUAAAACCUGAAUACUGAGGUUUUAGUUUAGAAAAAACAACAACACACAGCCAGUCCAAGCAAAUAUAUAUAUAUAUAUAUCCUUGGUAGCACACUGACCAGCCAUGCGAAAGUUUGGAUGAGUCAUGGUGGAUGAGUCGCUGCUCGUGAUGUCAUCACCUGGCACCACUACUCCUUUCUGAGUGUGCGCAUGGCCCCUGUGUGCGCUGUUACCUGAUGCUCGGCUGCUGGGGUGACUUGGCUCGCGUGCUGACAGAGAGGAUUCUGCAUGCCCGCUGCGGCAUACAUGCCAUAGGUUCGCCACCACUGCUCUAGCAGAUGCUGGGGAACAUAAACAGGAAGGUGCUAUGUUGCUCAUAUAGGCAGUCUCCAAGUUACAAACAUCCAAGUUACAAACAACCCAUACUUACAAACUGCCAUAAAGCCUAUUAAUGAUUUUCCACAGUGAUUUAAAAAAAAUCACCAUAGAGAGAGAGGAAGGAAAAUGGGAAAGAAGGCGGGCUCCAACGCAUUCCUCCCUGCCCCACCUAUCUCUCUGGCAUUUCCUUGCUGCAGAAAGGAGGCACUGGUGAAUUUGAGCAGAGAUAAUUGUGUUUUUCCACUCUCAUGGGAGUCCUGUGUUCCUAAGCCCUGUGUGUGUGGAGGACUGACUAUAUGCAAUCCAACAUAUAUAGAUUUGAUUUAAAGACAAGUUUCUAUUUUCUCAGGAAUGGAACUCGUUCAUAACCUGGGGACUACCUGUAUUUUACUUGCAGACGUACCAUUGGCAACUGGUUGGCCACUGUCUGAAAAGGAUGGUGGCCUAGUUAGGCUUUCUUUGAAGGUCUGGACAGACACCACAGCCAGAAGGGACUCAGAAUACAUUCUUCCUACAUGCAAAUGUGUGUGUGUGCAUACCCACAUAUUUGAGAAGGAUGUUCGGGCUGUAGACGUGGUUACUGCACAAUAGCCUACAGCCUAAGUUUUAUUUAGCAUGUCUAAAUCUCCUGGAGUGAUCUCAGAUCUCUGUGUGUAUGAAGGAAACACACACAUUGGUGGAGGAAGAUCAUAACUCCUUCCAUAUACGUGUGUGCUUCCUUCAUACACACAUGCUGUCUGAGAAUCUAGGGUUGCCUUGCUGUGGUAUGGCCAUAAUCAGAGAUUUUGUUUGCUAUAUGAGAUUAUCUCCAGCUAAUGGUGACCAUAUGAAUUAUGCCCCCCCAAAAUGUCCUUGACAGUGCUGCACAGCUCUUGUAAGUUCAAGGCUGUGGCUUCCUUUGUGGAGUCAGUCCAUCUCAUAUUUGGUCUUCCUCUGCCUUUGACUUUCUCCAGCCUUACUGUCUCCUCCAGAGAGUCUUGCAUUCUUAUGAUGUGCUCAAAGUAUGACAGCUUCAGUUUUGUCAUUUUCACUUGCAGGAAGAGUUCUUGAAUGAUUUGAUCUAGAACACACUUGUGUGUCCUUCUGUCAGUCCUGAGUAUUCCCAAAGCUCUUUUCCAACACCAUGUUUCAAACACAUCAGUUUUCAUCCUGUCAGCUUUCUUCACUGCCCACCUUUCACACCUAUAUAUUAGAUUGGGAAUACAGUAGAGUAAAUGACCUUGGUCUCCCAUGAAAAGUCCUUGUAUUUUAUUAUCUUUCUUUUCUUUAUUGCUGCCCUUCCAAGUCUCAGUCUUUCUCCCAGUUUCUUGGGUACAGACUCCAUUUGAGUUGAUGACUGGACCAAGUUAUGCAAAAGCUUUUGCAAUUUCAUUUUCUUCUUUUUACGGUAAAGUUGUGUAAUUUUUCUCUAGUCAUGUUUUUUGUUUUCUCUUUCAGCUUCAAUCCUGCUUUUGCACAUCUUUCCCUUUCAUUAGGAAUCAUUUCAAUUCCUUCUUUGCUUACAGUAAUAUAGUAUCAUCAGCAUAUCUUAAUUUAUUGUUGUAUCUUCUGCCAAUUUUCACUCUUUCCUCACUUGAUCCAAAUCCAACAUUCCUUAUUGGAUUGUUCUGUAUGUUCUGCAUACAGAUUGAACAGAUAGGGAGAUAAAAUACAUCCUUGUCCCAUGCCUUUGCUUACAGGAAACCAUUCUUAUUCCCCAUAUUCAGCUUCUUAAUCAUGAUACCAGUUAUUGCAACAGGAGAGUUAAGUGCUGAGGUAAAUUCAUUUCCUUCAGGGUCAUUUGUCGCUUCCUGUGAUUCACACAGUUCAAGACUUUACUGAAAGCACAGACUAAUCUUUGGAAACCAACAUAUAUUUGUGAAAUGAUCUUGAGUGCCUCUUCUUUUUCAGAAUCCAGAGUGAAUGAUAGGUAUUUCUUGCUCUGUAUAAGAAUAUGUGUUGCAACACCUUGAGAAUCACUUUGCUUGCAUGAGGAAUCAGUGCAUUGGUUUUGUAGUAGCUGCAUUCCUUUCCAUCUCUUUUCUUGAGCAUUGGAAUAUAUAUCAAAUGUUGCCAAUCUCUGGGUCAUUAUUUUGUUUCCCAUAUUUUUGACAUAUUCUUGUUAUCAUUUGGAUUUAUUAAAUCUCUGCAGCUUGGAUUAGUUCUACUGGCACCCUGUCUACUCCAGUGGCUUCAUCUGUUCCAACUGCUUUCAGAGUAGCUUUCCCUUCACUUUCUGAUAUUGUAGGCUCUUCCUCAUAACAAUCUUCUUCAAAAAAGUCAGUUAUCUUUUUAUAUUUUCUGGAUAGUCCUUCUGUAUAUCAUUCCUACCUGCUCUUUAUUUUCUCCUGGUCAGAGAAGUAUGUCCUCCUGUGUGCCUUUCAAUAUUCCUAAUUUUAAGUUUGAAUUUCCUGUUGAUUUCUUUGAACUUCUGGAAAAGGGCUCUUGUUUGUCUUCUUUUCUUAGAUGUAUUUCUGAAAAAUAGAAAAUAAUAUGAAAUAAGAAAUAACCAGCCUCUGUUGGCCAAGUAAUGCUUAUAGAACUGAAUCAAAGGUUUGAAUUUAAAAAUACAAGUGCAGGCAAGAAACUCUUUCUUCCCAACACUUGCUUGGGCUGUCACUCUGAAGAAGAGGUGUAAAAGGACAGCUCUUCUCACCCCCUUUUUCAAGACAUUAAUUGCUUCCAUCAGAACAAGAGUCUGCUCACAGCUGCUGCUAUCAGUGUUUGGCUGAACCCCUCCAUUUAGUGGGUCCUGUUCAUAGUGCAAGCAGUCAUAUUAUGACUGCUACUUCUAUUGACUGCCAUGCAGAAAUUACUUCAUACUGCCUCCACACAUCAGUUGCAAUAUGCACACCAGUCUUUUGUGUAUGGUUCAGCAUGCAUUCGUGUAUGGUUCUGUUGAUAUCAGUGAUAAAAAUUUCAGUCACAACUGUAAAGUAGAGCAGCCUGUUUAAUAUUAGAGAGGAAGAAUAAUGUAGUCACAUCAAAUUUAAAGGGACUUUCUUAUCAACCAAUAUCUUAUUGUUCAACUGUUGCAAAAAGAAUUCUUUUCCAGUAAACAGUAGCCCGGUUGUAUAGUGGGCAGGUGGUCUAUUGAAGUGUUUUAAGAUCAAUAAACUACUAAUAGGCUCCAUAAAAUCUGCAGCUACUGUGUGACAGUAUUCUUAUAUAAUGUCUGCAGAGAGCACUCCUGACUUCAUAACGCAUUUGGAUUUUUGUGUUUCCUACUAUUUCUUGGAAAAAUCAAAGACCUGAUGGGCAUUUACUUUGGAAGAGACUUACCUUGAAACAAGAACACCACCAUUUUCUGAUGAAAGUAUAAGGCAGUCUUCUCCAACCUGUUGCCCUUCAGAUGUUCUGAACUUCAACUCUCAUCUGCUCCAGGCAUGGUUAAUGGUCAGGAAUUCUGGGAAUUGUAGACCAGAUCAUCAGAGGGGCACCAAAUGGGGGAAGGUUUAUAUAAUAUGCCAUGAUACACUGUGGCAGAUCUUGGUCUGUCUGGCCAGGUAUUUCCAACUCUAGCUAUUACUGGCUCUUGGGCAGAGGUCUUUCCUAUCACUUGUUGCCUCCUCCCUUUGGCUAAUGUGGCAGGGAUCAAACUGCAGCCUCCAGCAUCCCAGGAUACACUCUGCUACUGAGCUAUGGCUGCUUCCCAGUGAAAAAUAUUAUGGAGCAAAUACUUUUUGAUGUAUGCUAGCUGUUCCUGGAUUGUACAUUUCUGCAAGUACCCAUUUGUCUUAGUUGCAAAGUCUGCAUUCAACAUCAAUACAUAUAUACUGUGCCCUGUCACUGAGCUGUUUCAGCCCCUUGUUCCUCCAUUGAUGUCCAUUACAAUUUAGGAAGACAAAAGCUAGCAAGGCUUUUGGAGAACCUUGACUUCAAGGACUGAAGCAUGAAGAUAACUCCCCCCCCCCCCCCGAAGAGAUUGGAUUGUGGCCUUAGGCUCACUCCCCCCCCCCUUUUUUUUGUGGCAUUAGAAAUGAGUUGUUGGGGAAAUUUUGCUAGAAGGUUUUCUUGAAUUGUUCACGUCAUCUGGUGCAAACUUCAUCAUGUUUGCUUUCAGCUUUUAGUAUGCUCUAAAAGAUGGAUGGCAUGGGAUGAAUGGGAUGUGGGCUGACAUGUGGCUUAUCAGAGCAAAACAGGAUCAGGUCCUAGCCUGCUGAAAAGUUGCAUUAGAAUGACCCAGCAUAGAUAGUACCUUUAGCACUAUGAAAUACCCAUGGCUUGCAGGAAGGAAUAAAGUAAAGGUUUCUUCCUUGCUUUCACAAAGGGUUAUAUUUAACAUAUUAAUUAAGUAAUACCUUUCUCUGCCCACACACCACCACCUUUUAUGCUGCUGGCAUGAGAUACAAGAAACUUAAGUCUUUGUUCUCUGAUGGAGAAGGAGUGCCUUGUGUUUUAAUCACUUGCUCUAGGUAGUGCUGGAGUACACAACAGACUUCCACUUGGGUAACCAUGGAGAUAAGCGUGGGUGGGAUGGGUAGACAUCAUUCUCUUCUGUAGAAAGGGCUUUCAGAAGCAAGAAUAGGGUGCAAAGAGCAACUUGCUAUAGAGUUUUUCCUCAUGCAAAAGCCUUGGUUUGCUUUUUAGGUUCUUCACCCUAGCUUCAUCAGAGGUGUGCAAUGGAGUGUUUUUCACUUUUCUUGAGAAAAGCUUGCAAACAAGGCAGCUGCCAAGCAAAGUCAGAAUUGCUUUCAGAGUUGUACUUCUGUGGGACUAACUACCAAGCAAGCAGGUCAUAGAGUAGACUCAGCAGAAGCCAACCUCCUUCUGCUGUUAGUGAUAGCAAUCCAUAUGGGGAAGGUUCACUGUAGAUCCGAGCCAAGAUGGGCCCUGAUUCUUGCUGGAAAGGGACUUUGCCAGCAGAAUGUCAUGAACAGCUUUUAUUUCUAUGGCUGCUUCAGCCUCCCUUGUAAGUAAAAUCAUAAGGUAAAGAAGAAACGCAUCCAUGGAACAGUCACUCAUGUGCUAAGCUGUUUAGGGAUUUCUGGUCUCCCUGUAUCUCAGGCACAAGUAGAAAAUCCUGUUCAGUGAUAUUACUCAUAGGAGUGAUUUCUAUGCAUGAAACCCCUAAAUGGAAACCUUAAAGUGGCUGUGAAUGGCUAGGAACAACACUGCCUUCCCACCCCCAAGGUCCUGUUGACGUUGUACAAAGACUACAGGAGCACACUACAGUUCUCAACAUUAGCACAUCUCUUUCCUAUCCAGCACUGUACUAGUGUUGGAAGGAAGCCAGCUGCCCUCUCCUGAUCCUAAGACUAGAAAUCCUGUGGAGAGAAAAACAUAGUUGCACAGCUGUGGUCAGAUACGGCUUAUGGCAACCUCCCUCAACCUGGCAUGCCAUGCUGGGUGGGGAUGGUGGGAGUUGUACACCAACGCAUCUGGAGGGCACGAGGCUGGAGAAGGCAAAUUUAUAACAAGGUAUUUGGUAGGUACUCAAGAACCAUGUGUGUGAAAAGAAGCAAUUCCACACCUGAAAGUUGGUCUGAUUCUGUUUUUUGCCCUGCAUUUCCCCCCAUGGCCUCAUAGGGUAGUGCCUCCCGUUAAUCUCUCAAAUACCAGGGAUCUGUUCCUUUCCUUAGAUGACAGAAAGCAUUUUAGGGCAGGAAUAGGCAGGUUUUAUAGACUCGCAGGGGUUCCUUCAUUUUCUAUCAGAAUGCUGACAUCCACAAACUGGACCGUGUAGGCAGAUACAGAAUUGCAGGACAAUGUACACACAGGCUCAGCACAGGAAUUCAUUUUCAGACCCGGAAGUGGAGCUCAUAUACAGAUUCUUCCAGACACAAAGCUACACCUGUCCUCUUGAUUUCAGCAGGCUGAUGUAAGAGAGGGGGAAAGCUUUUUUGUUAUCAUCACUAUUGCUACUCCAUUAAGUAUUGUAAGCCUUGCUGAUCUACUGCAGUCACCCCAGAGACCUACGAGUGUAUCCGGAUGAGCCUUCUCCCCACUACAGCCUUAGAUUACAGGCCGUUCAUUUUCCACUUGCUUGGUCAUAGCAGCACUGCCCUAGCCGCCCUUCCACUGUGCAUGCUCUGAUGGGUUCAUGGUGCACAUCAUCCCAUCAAUUUUCCUAUUCAGCGUCCUGAACUAGAGAACUAUUAUUGGGUUUUUUGAGUCAUACAGUUGGCACACAGUGGCAAGUAUGCGUUUCAUAAUUUCAUUUCGUUGAAUCCCAUCUCCAUCAAAAUUUGAAUUGGUGGUUGAACUCCCAAAUUUGAAGAAUUUCCCUCCUUGGCCAACUUUGUUUGCCAUGAACUAAUUAGCUACAUGUAUCUGACAAAAACAAUUCUGAUCCAUGAAAUCUCACAUUUCAAUAAGGCUGCAAUCCCAAGCACUCACUGAUUUUAGUGGAGUUUACAUCCAAGUAAAAUGUAUAGGAUUGUGCUAACAAUAGCUUAAGUAUUUCAAGUACGAUAUGAAUCUUUGUUUGCUUCAACUGAUUAACUUGGUUGCCCUUCUGGAAUUCACAGCAUAGUCCAUUAUGGGUAGAGUUGCCCAUUUCCAUGAACAGGAUCCAUGUUCUUGUAUAAUUCCCAUUUAAUUCACUGGGAUCUGUACAAAAAGAUGAAUUAAUAUCCUUUUCAUUGAAGAUUAUACAGUUUAAAUGCACCAUGAAAGCAUUUGAGUUGCAUAUGAUUUUUCUUUAGAUAGGAUUAGAGAUGUAAAUGCCCAAGAAAAAAAUGGGUGGGUAACAGAGGGGGGAAAAACAAGUUUUACAUUUGGGGUGGGUCCAGGGUAAUGUUGGAAGUGGGGAGAGGGGACCGGGGGAAUGGAUACAAUUAGUAAGUAGAUCUGUCUUGUCCUAAUCCUGUGAUGACUCAUACAGUUUUUGGAGUUGUAUAGAAGGAAACAUUCCACCACAUGUGGCAUCUCAUAGCAUGAAAUAUUGUGAUGGGAAAAGUUACCCCUGGUAAAAUUGUCAUAUGUAUGCCAUUUUCAUAGAGGCAGUUUAGUGUCCAGACUUGUUGUUCAUACUCCUAAUCCAAGCCCUGAUGGUUAUUUUCCUCUCCCGUAUCUGUGAAAUAAAGGAAUUAAGUUGGAGCAGACACUUUAUUAUGUUACACAUUGGACAUACUGUUGGGACUUCAAAGUACACAAAGACCAGAACAUUGGGAUGCAAAAAAAGGAGACAAUGCUUUUAUCUUCGUCUUCUCACCCAAACCCUUCUGAUUCCCUUAGUCUCUUUUCAUAGUUGGGAGACAUCCUAAUCUCCUGCUUUUGGCUCUUUCCAUAUGUUAUAUUUGUGUUUUUAGCGUGUACCUAUAAUUAAACAUGCAAAAUCCAUAAAAUCAACUGUAGCUAAAUUACACAAUUACUAGGGAGUAUGCUUUACUGAACUUAGUGGGCUUUACUUCUCAACGAUCCCACUUUGGAUUACAUUGUAGGUUAGUUGUGCUUUACACUAGUUAAAUAAAUUGGAGAAGUUGUUAUGAGUAAGAGAAAUCCCAUUGAUUUCAAUAGGAUUAAAAUGUUAUAGAAGACACAGUCCUAUGCAUGUUUGGACGGAAAAACUCCUGCAACUCGCAGCAUUCACUAGCCUACCCAUAAUGUCUAGAUCUCAGUCUGGAUGAUGCUCUCAUUGUCUAGUGGCCCCAAACAGCACACAUGUAGAAUAAGUGCAGUGCCAUAGGAAAUGAGCUGUAGGGCCUAGUUCCUGGAGACAUGAACCUGUUUGGGAGAAGCAGGUUUUCCUGUUGCAAUAUGUGAAGCAGGUCAAUAAUCACAAAGUUCUCUGGCAAGUAUAGGUUCCAGAGCUGAUUGAUUAUGUUUCCAGAAGGGUUAUAUUUUCCUCCAUAACCGUAAGUGCUCAGUUUCUAAAAUGAUGUAAGACCGCCAAGAAGUCUUCCUCUCCAUUCUCCCAUUUCCUGAUGUUUCUCUCUUUUUCCUUGUGUAUGAGCAUGUGCUGAGGAGGAAUCAUUCAUGAGUGGUGGUAGCCAGGCUUUUAAAAUAUUAUGGUGCACAUUCUAGGGUGGAUCCUACCUCUUUCUGUUGUACUGGCCUUUGGUCCUACCUACCUACCUACCUACCUAUUUAUUUAUUGGAUUUAUAUCCUGCCUUUUUCCUACAGAGGGCUCAAGGCAGCUUACAUCAUUCUCCUCCUCCAUCUUAUCCCCACAACAACAACCCCAUGAGGUAGG